AUGUCCGACAAUGUGUCUUCGUGGCUUAUAGAAUCAGAAAAAAUUGAUUAUUUAGAAGAUUCGGAUGAUACAGAUGCUGAUCCCGAUUAUGUUGACUGUGCUAAUGAACAUAUUGAAAAUGAAUAUGAUGACUCUGACGAUGAUUUUUCUGAGUCAAAUGUAAGUAAUAGUAAUAGAUCAAUAAUUAUUCCGCGAUCACGUUCUAGAAGUCGAAGUCCUUUACCAGAACCGUCGUAUUACUUAGGGAAAGAUAAUAUAACUAAAUGGUUUUUUGACCCACCGUCUAAUAAAAUACGCACUCGGCGACGUAAUAUAGUUUUACAUUUACCAGGUGUAAAAAGAGUUGCUCGCGAUGCUGUAUCAAUUUUAGAUUGUUGGAAAUUAUAUUUUCCAAAUUCAGAUAUUGAUAAUAUAGUGAAGUGCACUAAUAUUUAUCUAGAUAAACUUCGUCAAAAUUAUAGUAAUCAAAGUAACUUACGUGAAACAUCAAACAUUGAAAUAAAUGCACUAUUCGGACUUUUGUAUUUAGCUGGAGUAUUACGCAGCAACCAUCUCAAUCUCGAUGACUUAUGGUCAGAUGACGGCCUAGCACCACCAUAUUUUCGAGCAGUUAUGUCUAAAGCUCGAUUUUACAUUUUACUAAGGGCUUUGAGGUUUGAUGAUAUUGGUACUAGAGCUACAAGAAAACAAAUUGACAAACUCGCACCCAUUCGUACAUUAUUUGAUAACUUCGUAACACGCUGUCAAAAUAAUUAUACAGUAGGAGAAAACGUCACAAUAGACGAAAUGCUCGAAGGCUUUAGAGGGCGAUGUAGUUUUCGGCAGUACAUUCCGAAUAAGCCUAAUAAAUACGGAAUAAAAAUUCAGGCCUUAGUUGAUUCCCGUACUUUCUAUACAGCAAACAUGGAAGUUUAUGUUGGGACACAGCCAGAUGGACCGUAUAAGUGCGAUAACAGUCCUAUGAGCAUUGUAAAAAGAAUGGUUGCCCCUAUUUCAAAAACGGGACGUAAUGUAACCAUGGAUAAUUGGUAUAGUUCGAUACCAUUAUCAUUAGAUUUGUUAAAAAAUCACAACCUAACUAUGGUUGGAACAAUACGGAAAAAUAAACGUGAAAUUCCUCCAUGUUUUUUGGACACAAAAAAAAGAACAUUGAACUCAUCUGUUUUUGGAUAUGGAGAAGAUAUUUUGCUUACAUCAUAUGUGCCAAAAAAAAAUAAAAAUGUGUUACUUAUUUCAACCAUGCAUGAGCAAGGAGACAUUGACCCUGAAUCCGUUGAAAAAAAACCUGAAGUUAUAAUGUUCUACAACCAAACAAAGGGUGGAGUGGAUGUUGUGGAUGAAUUGAAGGGCGAGUAUUCAGUUUCUAGAAUUAGUUGCCGAUGGUCACUUACCAUAUUUUUCUCCUUGAUGAAUAUAGCUGGAAUAAACAGCCAAAUUAUAUAUCGAGAAAAUACCGGGAAAAUUUUAAGCCGUCGUGAAUUUUUGAAAAACCUAGGAAAUGAAUUGACAAAACCGUUUAUGAUAAAUCGCCUUCAACAACCAAAUUUGUCCAUAUCACUUCGUCAACAAAUUAUAAAAAUGUCUGGACACAAAACUGCUGUCAAUGUCGAUCAAAGCUCAAGCAGUGGUAGUCGGCCUAAGU
Acyrthosiphon pisum (pea aphid) is the source of this 1642-nucleotide messenger RNA. Its product is annotated as piggyBac transposable element-derived protein 4-like. Lineage: Eukaryota; Metazoa; Arthropoda; Insecta; Hemiptera; Aphididae. The annotation marks the transcript as partial. The transcript has a single exon. The record is from RefSeq and is a predicted model, not a curated record.